Limanda limanda (common dab) is the source of this 1132-nucleotide messenger RNA. RefSeq names its product centromere protein V (gene cenpv). NCBI's taxonomy places the organism in Eukaryota, Metazoa, Chordata, Actinopteri, Pleuronectiformes, Pleuronectidae. The record is from RefSeq and is a predicted model, not a curated record. Gene Ontology annotation, molecular function: carbon-sulfur lyase activity. The transcript has 4 exons. The coding region runs from base 50 to 487 and encodes 145 amino acids.
ACAUAUGUAUUAAACACAAUGGUUUUGACCUUUUCUUUACACCCACAGAAUGGAUCUUGUAAAACAUACAGGUGGCUGCCACUGCGGAGCUGUUCGAUUUGAAGUCUGGAAUUCUCCAGACCUCCAUGUUUUCGAUUGCAAUUGUAGCAUUUGCACAAAGAAACAAAACCAUCAUUUCAUUGUUGCAGAAAAUCAAUUCAAACUCCUACAGGGGUUGGAUUGUCUGACGACAUACACAUUUGGCACUCAUAUUGGCCAACACACCUUCUGUAAAAUCUGUGGAGUUCAAAGUUUCUUCGUACCUCGCUCCAACCCAGAUGGAUAUGGCAUUGCUCCACACUGUCUGGAUCCAGGUACAGUGCAAAGUUCCACAGUGGAGAAAUUUUGUGGGGAGAAGUGGGAGGAAAGCAUGGAAGCUCACAAGAGCAUCAGGGACAUGUCUAGACCUGCACCGGACAUAGUGGAUGGAAAGAAAAUAACAGGAUAAGAUACAAAAAUCAAAUGUUUUUAAUCAGUAGUACACAAGAUACUGUACAGUAUUUUGGACCCUGUUUCGCAGCAUAGUGUUUAUAUACAGUGUAAUGACUGAAAAACCUUUCUAUAGCAACAACGCAACAGACAUUUCUAUUGUUGCCAUUUAAAAAACGUCUGUCACCUUCUUUUGUGGACGCCUUGUGAAAAUGUUUGGGCUACUUUAGCCAUAAACAAUACAUCUUUAUUCACUGUAAGCCAAACAGCUCAUCAGAUGUGUAAACAAGCUAGUAAAUUCACGGCUAGUGUAACAAUCAGGAUAGAACAAACUUUCAAUAGAUCUUCAGGUUCUUUGGUCCUUGUGGGAUCAUCUGGAAUGUGUUUAUGAACAUGUAGCGCGAGAAGGCAACGUAGAGAUGCCGAAACCACAGGAGUUGAGUGCGAUGACAGAUCAUUGCAGCCUGACAAGAAAAAGAGAGAUUAUAAUUUUCUGUUCUAGAUGAUGGUGACAUUUAAAACAUGCAUUGAACACUGGAAACAGUUUUUAAUGUCACUUUAUUUUACCUGAAGCUUAUCGUGUUUUAGCUGAUUCAUAUGUUUUGAUUGAUACAGUUUAAAUCUACUCUAAAGGUAUUCAUUUCUUUAUGUACUAUAAGCUUAA